This is a messenger RNA of Podarcis lilfordi (Lilford's wall lizard), 26358 nucleotides long. Lineage: Eukaryota; Metazoa; Chordata; Lepidosauria; Squamata; Lacertidae. The record is from the annotation of a GenBank genome assembly.
AAAUCCGCCUGCGUCACGUGCCAGCCGGGUGGGCGUGGCGGGGUUGCCCCGUCCGGAAGCUUUUGCCGCCAGCCUUUCUUUACCCGCCGCUGCUGCCGCCGCCGCGCUAGUUCUUCUUCUUCCCUCGCCGUCCGCCACCUCCCUUAGUCUGCUGGCGUCAGAGCGCACUGGAGCGCAGCCUUCGCCAUGGCAGCGGCGACGACCAUGAACCCGGACCUGCGCAAAGAGCGCGAGGGGGCUUCCUUCGACACGGAGAAGCUCACCAACGUCUUGGACGGAGGCGCGGAGCGGACCCGGCGCCGCAAGGAGAUCGGUGAGAGCAGCCGCUUUGGGUGGGUCGGAAGAGCGGCGGCGGCUGCUGCCAUUCUGGACCCGGGAGGUGGGGGUUUAGUAGGAUGGUGGGCGCGCCUCCUUCUCCUCCUCCUCCUCCUCUGUGUGCAGCUACUACCUGGCCGUGGUAAUUUGAUUCGUUAUCAAAUUAGGGGUGUCCUCCGCGCCCCGCGAUUCCACAAAUCCUUCUCUUUUCAGAUUGUGUCAUUGCACCUUGUCUCAUUUGGAACGCGUCUCGGCAAGCAUGAAUCCUCUUCAGGCAGAGACCAAUUAAAACGAUACCGUAGUAAUUAAGCGUUAACUGCAACCUUAGAGAUUAAAUACCAACCGUUCAUUUUCAUGCCAAAAAGGGGGAAAAUAAUAAACGGCGCGGCGCCUAGGAGAAAUAGACCGUUCAAAGAUGUUGUUGUUAAAAAGAAAAGAUUUAAAAGGCAUUGGAAGGAGAGAAACAAAGUAUACACCUGCUGCGGAAAUGCUCUUAAUGUAGUUGCCCGGUGAGUCCGGUUGCGGAAGGCAUUCCCUAAGCGGAUGCAGUUGUUAAAAACUAGAUUUGUGUGAAUAAGUAGUACAGUAGUUCUGAACAAGGGUGCUUCCCUCACCAUUGUUUUUAGACGGUUGUCUGUGUGAUCUCUGCUGCAUGCAGUUUUUCUAAGUGCUUGCAUUUAAAUAACUUUUUUAAUUUUAAAAUAACUUGUCCACUUAAUGGGGCAUUUUUAAUAAAAGGGGGAUUAAUUUGACUAGUGGCUUGAUGGUACAAGGUAGCUUCCUAUGUUCUGGUCUAAAUGUUGCACAACACAAUUCUAACACCCACUCCCAUCCCUACCUAUGAUCCUGGCUGGGGUGGUGGAUUAGGAUGAUGUCUAGGUUUAUCUCCUCUGGUGUCUGCUGAUGGAGAGAACCACUACUGGUGAAAGCAUUACCUUGCAAAGCAGGUCCUGGAUUUUUCCAUAUGGGUAGUAAGGUACCACCAAUGGUAGAGUGUAGAAAUUCCCAGAACAAGGUGUUGUGGGGUGCUGCUGUCUUUGGAUCCUCAAGGGACUUGAUUGCUGGGUCCCUUGGCAACACUAGGUUGAACCUGUGUAGGAAAUAGUUUCUUUAAGCUCCUGCAGGCAAAAGCCAACAGACAUCAGAUGCAGCAGCAAAUCCACUGCUCUACUUCUUCCAGUGUCCUGAUUUGGAUUGCUCUGGUAGACUACUAUUGUUACUAACCAGUGAGUUCAGUGAGGUGACAUUUCAACCAUGGCUCUCCUAGGUUGCAACUCAUUCUCCUAGCCACGGUGCUGUGCUGUAAUUGUGAAUAGGAAAGCAGGAAGCCAUCCCAGAUUUACCCAAUACAUUUGGUUUCAUAAGGAGACUAAGCAGAGUGAGAAUGUGGCAGGUGGCACCUGGGAGAUACCAGUUGCUACAUUCUCCUGAAUUCUUGCCCUUUCUAAGGGCAUGUAAGGGCACUUCAUUUGCUUUCUAUGCUUGUUGCAUCUUUUGAAUUUUGUUAAUUAAUUAUUAUAACCCCAGUGCCAUCCUUAUAAUCUUUAACACAGUUUGGAGUUGUCUUAUGGUCUUUUCCAUGUUAGGAUGUACAAAGAUGGCCUGCUGAUGGUAGCAAUGACGAUAGCAAGCUGCCCAAACACAACAGAUGCAUGCCCCACUAUUUGUGCCACUCAAAGCAAUUUGUCACCUUUAUGUCUUGAAGUUGUCAACAGUUUAUCAGUAGUGAAGCCACAACAUAGAACCAGCCUUAUAUCAUUUUUUUAAAGGAAUAUGUCUUGACUUAGCACUGAAUUUCUCUUUUGACUUCUCUACAGAAGCACUUGUGACAAACGACCCAGACUUCAAGCACAGUGAUGUAAAUUUCCUCUCCCGCAGCCAGCGCUAUGAAGUUGCUAUCAGGAAGAGCGCUCUUAUGGUGAUGAAGCUAAGAGAAUAUGGAAUUGCAGAUCCUGAUGAGAUCUACUGGUUUAAAAGGUACAGAAAUCCAGUGCAAGGCACAUAAAAUAGCAGGUGCUCCUGUAAAGACAAGGGCAGUUGUUCUUCAUUCUGUCAUGGAUUGAAAGGUUAAGGACACUGGAAAGUCAUCAGAAGUUGCCAGCUGAUUGUAAGGAUUACCUGAGUAAAACCUCCUGGAAUUGAUAUGCAACUUCAUGCUCAUUUUGAUAAGGCAACAUUUCCUAAGGCUAUAAAAAUAGUCCUUUUUACGUUCUGACCAUGAAUAAUGUCAAACUGUAAGCUAUUGAAGGCUGGGAGCUACUUUCCAAAGUAUCGGUAUGAAUCUAGACUGCAGAUAAAGCUAUUAAGUUAGCAGUAUAACUGUAAGAUACUUUUUAUUUCCUUGACCACAUCUUCCUCCACUAAGGCCUUUCCAUGUUGAAAUAGAUUGGAAAGGGUUAAGCAUUCUUUUAAUCUGCAUUAGAUGAUUGGGCACUAUUGAAGUUCCAAAGAUGAAGUUUACAACAUGGAAGACUGCCAGCUUGCUGUGAACUUAAUCUUGCAGAAUGUUACAUGACUUUUGAACCCAUGAAAUUAACUUGGUUUAAUCAUUGUUAGCUAGAUGUUGUUGUUUUUUAUUCCUCUUUGAAGAUUGCUGAAUGCAUAGGUCUUGAAGCAGGAUUGCAAGUCUUUCCUCUGAAAUAGUUUAAUAGUUGGAACUGUUGAUGUCAAAUGGGUUGCUCUGGCCUACUCAAACUUCCAUUUAAAAAACUCUGGGAAGGAUGACUUUGCUAUGAUGUUGCAAUGUGCCCGUGCUAGUUGUUUCAUACAGCUGGUUACUGUUUGCAACAGAAACAAAUCUCUCUUAAGUAAAGCAGUGUUGGCCAAUUAUUCUUGCAAUUGUGUCGCAAGCCAACUUAAAAGUAUUUUAUUGUGCCACUCUAGCAUAAACAUAGCUCCUUUUUGCCUUGGUUGGAAUCCCCACCCCGGGUUUUGUGAGACAGGGUACAGCCAGAAAUUCAGCACUGGACAGGGAGGCAGGAGUGCAGGCCUGACCUGCUCAGAGCCAGGCCUGUCAACACCUUGCACUGCAGGCUGGCUGCCUCAGAAGUGGCAGCUGACUGGCAGAUCAACCAACUAUAAGAAGCAAUAAAAGUGUCAAAGUCCUGAGAUCCUGCAAGAUAGAACCACAUUUUUUGUACUGACCUUGCUUCUGGCCCAGUUUGGACCUUGUUUAAUUUGCCACAUUUGCAGUAAGGAAGAUACUUCUCUCUAGACCAGAGUGGUGAGAUUCUGCUGUGUUUCUGGCAUUCUACAGUUCACUUUCUUGGAGUUAGUGCCUUGUGAAACUUGUAACUCCAGCAUGAUUUCUGUUAAUCCCUCUCCUGUGCUUGCGGCAUAAUUUAUUCUAAAGGGUAUGAUCUGAUCAGAUGUGUCAAGUGAAAGAACUUUCAUUUCUUUCAGCCCUGCUAUUCUGCAUCAGUUCUAUAAGUAGAAUGGCGUCUGGAGUUUAGAGAUACUAGGAAAUCAUUAAUACAAGUUGCUAAAUAAAUAAAAAAACUACAUCGCUGUGCAAUAUAGUACCUUCUUACAUUGAUGUGCUAUAUUCUGAAUUCUGUUCUAUUGAGUAACAUACUAAUUUGUACUGCUUUUUAAGCACUCCUGUUUUAUGAAUCGGGUAGCUAACACCACCCCUUUAAAGUUUAAACCUUAAACUAUUGAAUGAUGCAGCUACUUAUAUCUGUGGGCAGAAGCUUUUCUCCCCCUGCCCCCUGUGCUUAUGUAAUUGUGACGGGGCAGGUUGAAGUUCAGUACACGGGCAGAAGUCAAGUGGGUGGAGCUUGGUUUCCUUUUUACCAGUUAACAACAGGCUUGGUCCUGUUUGUGGGAUAAAGCAUAAGGCAGGUAGCCUGCCUGGGAUAUUGCUAUUUGAUCUGCUCUCUGACUUUGAAACUUCUCGCUCACUCUUUGUUUGAGCACCAGAAUUCCCGCAUUUUAAGCAUUGUAAUAAGAGACGAAAAGUAGUUUAGAAAUCCAAACCCAUUAUUUUGCCUAGCCACAGAAUCUUUUUAGCAGCACUGGGAACUUAGCGCGUCUCUUCUCUCUCCCCUUAAAAAAUAAAAAAGCAUCAAUAAUGCCUGAAAAUGCAUAAUCAGUGUUUUGUUUUGUUUGGGGCUCAGGAAAUGGAUUAGCUGAGCUCACUAGUUAGGCAUGUUCAUUCUGCUCAGCUCCCUCUCCCAGCCCUUAGUUCAUCUCUUCCCUUCCCAGUGCCUAAAAAGAUAAAGGUACCCCUGCCCGUACGGGCCAGUCGUGACCGACUCUGGGUUUGCGCGCCCAUCUCGCUUAAGAGGCCGGGGGCCAGCGCUGUCCGAGGACACUUCUGGGUCACGUGGCCAGCGUGACGAAGCUGCUCUGGUGAGCCUGCACCAGCGCAGCACACGGAAAUGCCGUUUACCUUCCCGCUAUAAAGCGGUACCUAUUUAUCUACUUGCACUUAGGGGUGCUUUUGAACUGCUAGGUGGGCAGGAGCUGGGACCGAACGAUGGGAGCUCACCCCGCCACGGGGAUUCGAACCGCCGACCAUACGAUCGGCAAGUCCUAGGCGCUGAGGUUUUACCCACAGCGCCACCCACGUCCCAGUCCCAGUGCCUAUGCAUCUUCUAUUGUCACAAUUUCCUGUGCAGGAACCACCACCACCAACAAAAUCAAGUAAGCCAUCUAGUUGUCUAGUAGAUAUACUUGAGACUGUUCCUAAUCUUCCACCCAAAUCCUCCCAUUCUGUAUGACUAGUGCAACUGCAUUCAGAAUAUUAUAUAUACAGUACUUUAGAAUGCCACAUAUAAUAAGAAUAUAGCAAAAUGAUAGUGGUUGAAAUGCCUUUAUCAGGAACGGCAUUUUGUAGCACAAUCCUAACCGCGUCUAGUCAGAAGUAAGUCCUACUGAACUUAAUUGGCCAUACUCCCAGGUACGUGCUACAUCCGCUUAUCUUGUGUAUUUUCUUAUAAGUACAAAAAAAAGAAGGUAAGUCAAUAUGUCAUGUGACAGUGUGAGUAACUCAUCUGUUUAGCUUUGGGCCCAGGAGGAAUUGUCAGGUGACUAACUGGAAGGGCUUGUAUUACAUUACGUACCCAACUGAAUUAUUACUGUGGCAAAGUUAACUGUUUGAAAGGGCAGCGUGGCCAAAGUCAUCUGUUGGUCCCACUGUUUCAAGCCAAAUGCUGAUUCAAAAAGUUGCUGAAUUAACUUAUCAGCAGGGCAGCGCUUGCACCUUCUCAGUCUAAUCUCAUAAGAUAAAUUGCUGGAUGCUCAUCUUUUGGGGGUUUUUUGUACAGCAGCCAGAUUAUGCAAGAGAGUGCACUUUGCCUCUUUGCUUCUUUCAUCAUAAGGCUUUGGUGUAGCUUACUAUUUUCCCACAGCUCAUUAUGUGGGUGGCUGUGAAAAUAGUAAAAUAUUUCUUUUCUCACCCUCUUUUCUCCCCACCCUACCCUUUGGGGCUUCUAGUAGUUUGGAGAACUAAGAUGAUCAUCUUUAAACAGAAUAAACAAGAAGGUAGAACAAAAUGGCAUCUAAUGUUGUUAUUUUUCCCCUGCUUGCAAUCCAAAUUGUUUUGAUAAAAGGAAUUCCUGAUAGCAGAUAGAAGGAUGAGAGUUUCCAAUCCUUUAACAUUAUGGCAGCUUUUUCACUUGUCCAGAAAAGGGAAUGUCUUCUUCUGUUUCAAGAGUUCUUCACAUCCUGCAGAAUGUUGAAUAUGAAAUCAAAAGUGCUGUUCAGCGAAGGAGAAGUGCAUUCAAGUGCCUUCUGCUAGUAACCAAAGUUUAGAGCACACAAUAUCAUUUUUCACCCCACUUGUUCCUACAUUAAGAAAAACGUUAGGAGGUGGACAUUUUCUAAUCAAGUGGACUGAACAACUAAUGUUGCCCUCUAUGAAAUAGAUGAUCAAACUAACUACUAUUUCCCUCCUUGUAAUAGAUGGCCAUUGCUGGUUGCCCAGUUGUGGUGGGCUAUAAAUGAAAAUUUGUAUCAAACCAUUCUCUUAUUUUGAUAGAGGCCUUGAUUCCUUAGGGUUGUACUAUGUAAAAUUGUAUCCAGGUCAUUAUGGAAAACACACAAGUUGAGGUUUUUAUUUUCACGUUGAGGUGUCUGGAGGGCCUAUUUAUAUCCUUUAACAAAUUUUACUCCCAGGCGAGCAGCAAGUGUGUAACAUAUAUAAGCACCUGCCCUUUAACGAUAACAUCUGCUCUUUAAUGACUUUAUAGCAUUUUCACCCCGCUCGCCCUUGCUGUUCAGCUGACAAGGUUUCCAGAGCAGCUGAUAUGAAAUCAACAAUGACAUAAAAACAAUCUAAAGCUGUGUGAGAUCUUUAAAAUUGCCUAUUUAAGAUGGUGGCAAUGAUGGCAUUUUGUGUCAUGAUCAUUAUCCCCGCCUGCUCAUAGGACAGCUGGUUCUACCAUACUCUGUAGGAAGGAGGAGCCCAGUUCCAAGUGGUGAUGUAGCUUUAGGCUGAGGUGGCAAUGAUUGCAGUUAAUUUGAUUUAUUUGUUGCUGGCUUGCUCCUGGACUCUGUUCAAAGACCCGGUGUUCACCGCCUUUAAAGUUCUUAAUGCUCUGUGGCCAGGAUACUUAAGGCAGCUCUUUCAUCCCUAUUUACCUUACAACCACUAAGUUCUGAGCAUAAGAACCUUCUGGCAAUCCUCCCAUCUGUUCUACUGGUAGCCAAUGCUAAACCUACCUUUUCAGCAGCAGGCAUGAGUAAGCUUAGAAAUUUACUUCACAGCAUGGUGUGACAGGUUUACUAGCGUAACUCUUAAUUCUGAGGGGGGAGGGCAAUUAACUAUAUAUUGUAACUAGUGUCCUGAUGGUUACCUUGAUACCUGAACUUCACUUUCAUUUCCCCUCUCCUUAUAGUUUUAUUUGUACUGUUAAAAAAUGUUUAAUUGUACUCUGCUUUGAGAGUUUGACAAGAUUAAAAAUAACCAAAAUAAAUAACAUGAAGCGUGGUCACACACUUAGCAGAAUAUUCAACUUCCCUUUCCCUUUCUGAAGCAGCUUAUCUCAAAGUAUGAAGUGCAGUCUAGGUGUCCUUGGCAGGAUGAAAACAAAACAUUUAAGUGGUAUCAAACGAAAUGAUUCUACUAGGACACAGACUUUUAGCUGGGCAGUGGAACUUCCCUCUUACCUUGCACCCCAUAAAUUUGCGCUGGAGGGGUAGGGGAAACUCCUAGAACAGAUUUAGGGGGCAUAUAGGGAGAGAAGUGGUGGAGAUGUUUCAUUCGGCAGUUCUUGUACAAGACAAACUGUUUAGUUGGAUAGUGCCUGCUCACUCCAGUGAGUGGCGUUCUGCAAACUUACUCUGCUGAAGUGUCACAGUGGUGCAGACAAAACAAUAGUAGUACAAUCUAGUGCUGAUUUAUAAAAACAAACUUUCCGGUGGGAAGCUCACUCUGCAAAUUGACUGCCUUCAGCAACAUGCCUUUUAACACUCCUUUGUAAUGCUUGUUAAACCCUGUUUUCAUGUUGCACCCACAGUCCUUGUCUUCCCAUUUUCUUUGUCUUCAAAUAGCCUUGUCAGCAUAAACAGCAUCCUGUAUAAGCUCCAAUGUUAUUAAAGUAAUAAUUGCAAACUAGAUGAGACAAAGCUUGAUAAUGGCAGAAUUUGGGCUCUUCUGAUGUAUUUGAAGCUUUGAUAGGGCUGGGGAGAUUUGCCUUAAAACUUUGCUGUGGGGAGGAAGAAAGCUACGGUCAGGAUUUUAAGAAAUGCCUUGGCUGUUUAGGUGCGGAUGGGUAGAAGCACCCUUUGUGCAUGAAUGGUAUAGGUUUUGAAUUUGAUGUCACUGCAUUUUAUAAACUUUUUUUCAUAUACAGUAGUUCAUUUAUGCCUUUCCUGUUGUCAUUACUGGUAUAUCUAAAAUCUUUAAAAGUAUGAAAAGGCUGGAAGAUUUAGGGGGUAUACGACUACGGAAAAAUGGAGGGAGGAAAGCCUUGUUGGAUUCUAGAAAAAUAACAGCUACAACCUAAUCUGCCAUCUCUCUCUCCCAUAGUGUGUGCAUGGGUGCAUCUGUUCUGCCUCUUGGUCUGCACUACAGCAUGUUUACUCCCACCUUAGAGAACCAGUGCACUGUUGCCCAGCGAGAGAAAUGGCUGCCUCUGGCCUCGCGGUUCCAGAUAAUUGGCACCUACGCUCAGACGGAAAUGGGGCACGGUUAGUUCUUUCCAGAGACUUACGGGUGAUCCUCUGCAGUGUAACUCCAGUCCAGCAGUGAUUUUUAGGGUGAAAUGGUUGCUUUAAAAAAUACUGGAGUCAGAAUUCAGUGCAUCACCACUUCUGACUUUUCUGACAGUAACACUAUAUGCAAAGUUGUGCUCUUCACGCAUUCAAAGGCACCUCCUUGCUGUUAGCUGGUUUUAUAUCCUUGUUCUCAGAUCUUGUAUAUAAUACUUCAGUUACUCAAAGUUGCUUCCUAGAUUGCUGACAGUAGGCGUGAGUGAAUUGUUCAAUCAGCCUAGUUUUGUUUUGUUUUCAUUGUGAUGAUGCCCAGGAACAUUGCUGUAGUGUAUCUCCAACAUUCAUCUCCACUUAAGCAGCUGCCUUAAGCUUAUGUAUUAUGUAAUAGAUUGUACACGGCUCACAACCUCUGUCCAAGUUACUUUGUUGUAAGUACUUGGAUAUAGGAUGUGAGUAGUGUACAAAAGUGUGAAGCCAAAAGUGAAGUAUGGAGCAGGUGUAUUCCUUCAUGAGUAUACCAAAUGAGCAGCUGCUAACUAGUGUACUUUUGGAGCAGGAAAAAAUGUAGCAUGUAAGGACCUUGUAACACAGCCCUAUGCUGGUCUGUUGGAGAAAAUUAGUUGUCAGUAGAAAAAGCUUCUAGAUCCUUUGCGUGUUUUGUGUUAGCAGCCUUAUAUUUUAGAUACAGCUCUUCUUCUGCUGAAAUCAGUAAUUCAAUAUCCGCCACCCCCAAAGCAGUCAGGCAAGAUGAAAAAUCUUGACUGGACUUUUUUCAGGCCUUUCUGCUGCGUGAAGGAGGGCAAAGUUCUGGCCAGCAUCCAAAUGCAGCUAAUACUUGUUGGAUUAAGCAUAUCAUUUCAAUUUCAUGAACCAGAAGAACACCUCUCAAGAACAAGAUGAACAGGACAAAAAACCCACAUCAAGAAUAUGAAUAUUUUCUUUUCCCUUUUAGCCACUACUCUUCUGUGGUAGGCAGUUUUUAAAAAGCACUAAUCUCUUAUCACUUAUGGGAGUAUCCUGAGCUUAUCAAAGCCCAAUACUACUUUUAUGACUUAGUCUGGAUUGCUUGAAUACUAUACUUCCCUUUUAAAGAAGAAAUGGAAUCUUUCAAGAAGAUGGAGAGUACAUGGAUGAGAAUGAAAACCUCUGGUUCCUAAUUCAUAAUCUUCAAUCAAACCCGGAGAAUGGUGUCUCCGUUGAGAGCUGGGUUAUAUGAUGAAUCUGCUGUUAACUAUUUGAAGUCUUGCCUUUUGCAAAUGAACAUUCCGCAUUGUUAUGGUAUACUUCACAUCACCAUUUGAAUUAACGGUACCGCCUCUCAAGCAAAUAGUUUAAAGGCCAGAAGCUGCAAAAUGAAUGGAACAUCCUGUGAAUAAGCAAAUCAUUGUCACACUCGUUUGUCUACCCCUUCCCUUGAGACCUUGUCUGUGGAUGUGAUUAUUUAUUUAUUUUUGCAUGCUGUGUUUUACUACUUUCCCUGUCUCUGUGUUGAUGUGUAAUACUUGUUGUAUUCUGUCAACUAACCAGUGUCUUGAUGAUGAUUCAGUCGUGCUGUCACCAUCGAUUGUUGUGUGUGGUGGUGGGGCAGUGCAGUUCCCGCUUAACAUUUCAGAUGAUGAUUCUUCAAUAGCAUGUGUGUUCUAGGAUUACAUCUGUUGGGUGGUGGAUGACUUGCUGAACCUGCAUUGCAUUAGGAUGGAGGCACUACUUAAAACAAUAAUCUGUACUGGAGCUGGUGUGGCAAGAACUUGAUUUUUAGGGGAAAUCUCUCUACAGGUAAUAUUCCAGCAUUCUUCAAUGGUGCAUGUGAAGUAAACUCUUCUAGACGAUUUAGAUGAACAAAAUGCCCAAAUUUUAAAAUCCUGGUAUUUUUGCAUUAGCUAUAGGUUUGCUAGUCCAAGUGAGAACGGAACUCUUCAUUUGGUUGCUGGAUCCCUGCUCCAAAUGGCAGCUCUGGACCCUUUACCAUUUUGCUACUUCAGCCUGCUCUCCAUUUUUCUUCUCCUGUGUGGUGCCCUGGCGUAUUGGAGCUCCACUUGCGUAAACAGAGGCGAUGAAGCAGCUCUGUGCUUUGGAGUGGAAACCUGCAUGAUUGCUUCACUUGUAAAAUUACAACACUGAACAUUGCUGUCUAAAAAUUGACUUUUCUAUUCCCUCUGCUGUAGAGAGGUGUCUGUCCCCAAUAGAUGGAGACACUACAUGCCGGUCUUUUUAAUACUGUUCUCCUUUUUUUCAACUGCAAAGGCAGCCACACAUAUAUAACUUGCUAUGGAUUAAUAAUGUAGUGUGUUGUUGCACUAUCCCCAUAGUGUUGGAAGGGAUUGGUUAACUUUAUGAUAAGCAAACUCCUAACCGUCCCUCAACUCAGUGGUAUGUGAAGCUAGGACAUGUUGUACUAAGUUUUAUUGCUGGUAUUAACAAUACAGUUAGUACAUGCCAUUGUGGGAUGUACAUCCUUAGUUGUGGUUCAGGUUUCACUAGCAUGAGAAAAUUGCCACACAAUCAGCUUAAAACAUCUUGAUGCGCUUAUAAUAAAUAAAGUACCGUCGUACUCCCAUGAGUCCCAUCCAACAUGGCCAAUGGCCAGGGAUUAUGGAAGUUGUAGUCCAGAACAUCUGGGGGACACCUUGUGGAAAAUGUUGUGAAUUGCUUUGCAGUGGAAAAGCAGGCUAAAAAUAUAAAUAUAUAAGUGGGACCUGAAACAAAGUAUUGCUGUGUGACGUGCUCCCUGGUUAGGAUUCCAGGAGUUCCAUUCACCCUCCCACCUGUGUUGCCAGUCCUCUCCCACCCCAACAGUUAGUAUUUUGUUUCAGUUAAGCAUGCUCUGUCCUCACUGAACUCUUUGGGGAUUUCACAAUUUUUUAAGCCCUUCUGCAAAAGAGAGGGAGAGAGAUUUAGGAAUCUAAGUUCCCCCAAGCCUACUGAUGCCUUCUUCAUGGCUGGCACUGUUUUAACUAUACAGCAGAAGUGCUCCUAACCUGGAUAUAUAAAAUAGAGGGGAUAAUAAAUAGUACUUUGAGUUUUCAGAGGGCUUUACACCCAUUACUGCAGUACUCCCCGCAGAAACCUUGCGAACUAGGCCUGUUAUCAUUUCCAUGUUGCAGAUGGGAUGUUGUGUGUGUGUGAAAGAAUAAUGGCUUGUUUAAGGUCCUCUAGUGAGUACAGUACAUGGCAGAGGUAAGAUCUCACCAGGGUUGAUUUUGCUCACAUUUCUAGUCACUGCACCAUUUAAUGCAACAGGUGAAAUGAGCACUGCGCACCAAGGUGUGUUGGAUGGGGUGCUGGUAUAGGAAUACCUUAAGUAUAUAAUGCUGCCUUCUGGAUCAGAACAUUAUGGAACUUAAAUGUGGUGACUGGAUUAUCAUAAGGAAGCAUGUUUUGUUGCGUUUUGGGUGACCUUUGCUGGUGAUGGCUCACUGGUUAUAAAUGUUGGCUGUUGAUACAAAGCUAUGGAGCUGUUCACUAGCUUUGAUUGCUGAUUCAGAGCACCAUACUUUUCUGGAUGGAUAGUCUGCAACAAACUGGAGUAAAAGAAAAUAAAACAGUUGACAAACAGGUUUGCUUUGAACAAGAGUAAACCAGUUUGGAUUUUAUGACUACACUCUCCCCCCGCCCCCCGGAACAUGAAUUGGGUAAGGAUGGAUUGCUGUCAACCCAAUGUAAAACAUUCCUUAUCUGAUUUGGUCCCAAGCCACUCCAGUUGUAAGACAGGCGGUUAUUUUAUUUUCAGUGUUUUAUUCCUUUUGAAUACACUUCCAAGAGGCAAAGAGGACCUGUUUAAAAAGGGGGCUGGGCUCUCUCUUGCCCUCCUGCCGCAAUAGAAGAUCUAUUGGACCUUGGGUCCUAUUAUUGACAUAAAUAUUAGUGUGCCUUGGGAAAAGAAUGAUGCUCUGGUAAAAGUGUGCUUUCUAAAUUCUUUAUUCAUAUAAAAUUAUUUUUGUCUUCCCCCCUCCAAUCUGCACCUCUAAUCUCACCUGCUUUAAUCCUGUAACACCCCUUCACAUUCCCUUCCCUCGGCAUUUCUUCACAGCUCUGCUCACCACGGACGACCUGAGCCUCUGGACCUCCACCUGGGCAUGUUCCUACCUACUCUCUUAACCCAGGCAACCCAAGAACAGCAGGAUCGCUUCUUCAUGCCUGCUUGGAACUUGGAGAUCAUUGGCACAUAUGCCCAGACAGAGAUGGGCCAUGGUACAGUACUUUCAAGUCUUAUUUGCGAGUGUAGUACAGUGGUACCUUGGGUUACAAAUGUUUCGGGUUACAAACACUUCAGGUUACAAACUCUGCUAACCCGGAAGUAGUACCUCAGGUUGAGAACUUUGCCCCAGGAUGAGAACGUAAAUUGCGUGGCGGCACUGCGGCGGCGGCAGCAGGAGGUCCCAUUACCGAAAGCACUCCUCAGGUUAAGAAUGGUUUCGGGUUAAGAACGGACCUCCGGAAUGAAUUAAGUUUGUAACCUGAGUUACCACUGUAUUUCUGGGUAAGAGAUGUUGAGCAAAAGGCAUGGGGGCAUUUUCCCUUCCAGUCUAGGAUUCUUCAGACUGUCUGAUUCACAGCCAAGGAGUUUCCUCUAUAUGAAAUGCAGACACAUCUUCGUUUUUCUCGCAUGAGCAUAUACAUUUGUUGAGAAUACAUACAUCAACUUUCAGAUUACGUGUUAUGAUUGCAUAUGUGAGCUUGCACAAAGCAAUAUCAAUGAUUCAGCAAAUAAUCUUGAGCAAGAAACGUGAAUUUUCUUUGACAAAGCCGUCUUUACUUUAAAUCACAGUUCAAAAGUGAUCUGAGAGAGAGAGAUGCAUCUUUCCUAACAGUCCUGUAUCAUCAUCAACAACAACAGCAACAACUUUUAAACUUAGAUGCUUUUGUAGGAAACAUAUUGGCUUUUAAAGCAGUAGGUUCACCACAUCUAAAUAGGAUAAUGGCUUUUGCAAUAACAGCUAGAAUCCCCCUUUGGUGGACUCUUCUACUCAAUGUAGCCUCUAAUUUAAAUAAACUUUGGUUGUAGCUCUUGUGUGUUUGACAAAAUCCUGGCUUCUGCAUCCUUGUAAGGCUUCCCAGUUAACUAGAGACAUUUCAGCUUUUAGUACAAACUGAAAUCAGGAGUUCAUAGGCUUUUGAAGAUACAGCAAAAGGAUAUUAAUCCAGAUCCAUUCUCUUUUGUGAGAUACCACGUAUCUACACCUAAGGAAAAGGAAACCUUCUCUCCAGUUUUUGAAGUAUCAUUGGAAACUUCCAAAUGGUAAAUGUUCAUGUUGGUGUGGCACAUUGCAAGAUACUACUUACGCUUCUAAUUUUAAGGUUAUGAUGUGACAAUGUUUCUGGGUGUGUUUGAGGUGCUCUCUUGUUUCCCUCAAUGCGAGGCUGCAAUUAGGCAAAGAGCUCUCAAUGUGCAAUGUGUGGUGAUCUCUAUCACAUGGCACCUCAGUCAGUCUCCAGGCCCAUCUGACUUUUGCCAUACUUGACGUUUUCUUCUUGAAGAUGGGAAAACCAAGUUUCAUUGAGAUACUAAAACAACAGAUCAUUUUCUCCUUAUUUAGGAACUGUCCCAAGAAAUUGCUUAUACUCAGUGUUCAUUGGGCCUUUCCUGCUAGCAGUGGUCCUCAUCAGUUGUUAGAUGAUUCUCUCCCCCCCCCCCCCUUAUUUAGCAAGUUAGUUUUGCUUCUGGCUAGAAAGCCUAGAAUUUACUCUUCAGCGACACUAGGAAAGUCCAGCUUCUUUUUGCAGACUGUGUCCAAAACAAUUUAAGUCAUCUAAAUAGCUUCCAGUUUCCCCACACGCUCCCUAAGUGACAGAAAACAUAUUAUUUUUGGAGUUCCAGUUAAAAACUUCAAGAUUAGUAAUUCUCAUGGUCCCCUCUGCAGAGUGGCAGAGAAGGCCACUGAUGCUCAAAAGGCAAGAGGCCUAGAAAUUUGUAUUCAGAAAAUCAAAAUCUGUAAGGAAUUAGACUAUUAAUUCCUCCAUUUCUUUAGAUAAUGAGAGAUGGAGCUAAUGUAACAUUACAAAUAGCCCACUUUUUAUAUUAAAUUGUAGGAUUUCAGUGGCAUAGAAUAGGGGAAAGCUGUGAGAGCUGUCUCACAGUUUACAUAGGUUUCCCUGCUUGCUCACGUUUAGAUAAUUUUUUACAAGUCAGAGCAUUCCAGUAAGAGUUUGUCUGCAAGCCUAUACAAAACAGAUUGUUUGUAAACUAUUAGAUGUGCACAGGGAAAGGCCACCAGAAGAUAGAUGCCUGCAUCUCUCCCUCCCUCUCUCUCUCUCUCUCUCUCUCUCUCUCUCUCUCUUUCUCUCUUUCUUUCUUUCUCUCAGGCUCAGAUGUGGGAACAUUUAUCUUCUAAAGGCCUCUGAGGCAGAUGGUUGUUUCAUUUUGAUAGAAUGAGAAAAAAUGAGCAGGAUUGUCAACCAUAAUCAAAGGCAGAACUGUGCCCAAGUCUGAAUUUAGGUCAGUGUUUGAUAACUAAAGACUGCAGAGGGCUAGUCAACCAAGCAGAGGGCCUUCUCAGCAGUGGCGCCCUCCCUGUGGAACACCCUGCCAUCAGAUGUCAGGGAGAUAAAGAAUUACACAAAUUUUAGGAAACAUUUGAAGGCAGCCCUGUUCAAGGAAGUUUUUAAUGUCUGGCAUUUUAUUAUUGUUUUAUAUUUUGCUGGAAGUCGCCUGGAGUGUCUGGGGAAACCCAACCAGGUGGGCAGGGUAUAAACAAUAAAAUUAUUAUAAUUAUUAUUAAUAUUAUUAUUUAUUCAUGUACACGUCUUACUGCUGCAACCAGUGGUUGAGCACAUUCCCUUUUUUAAAUGCUAAAAGCUGGAGGGGUGUAUCUAUAGUUUUGCUCUAGAACAGGCUAGCAUACAAGGUUCCCCAGUUCCCAUCAGUCUCAGCCAACAUGGCCAAUCUUCAUGGGUUAUGGGAGUUGUAGUCCAUCAUCUGGUGAUACCAGGAUGUCUACCCAGGCUCUGGACUUCACAAUUUGCUAUGCAAUUGGCCAAACACAUAUCUCAGUGUAUAAUAAUAAUAAUAAUAAUAAUAAUAAUAAUAAUAAUUUAUUUAUACCCCGCCCAUCUGGCUGGGCUUCCCCAGCCACUCUGGGCAGCUUCCAAAAGAAUAUUAAAAUACAUCAAACAUUAAAAGCUUCACUUUAAAAGCUUCAAACAUUAAAAGCUUCUUGCUCAGCAUUGCCAUGUAUCUGCUUCAAUUUUUGAAAAAAAGUACCCAGUAUACCUUAAAUGCGCUCUGACUCUUUCAAAAACCAAAUCCUUCACAACUUUCUCAGAACCUAGAAAGCACAAUCAGCCUAUAACCGAUUCAAGGAACUCAUAUUGCCAUGAAAUAACCCAGUUUGGGUCACCUGGAACCUUCUGUGGAAGCUCAGUUGCUAUUUUGACAUAAGCAGCCUUCAAUUCCUCCAUUUCCUUGAGCCAUGAGAGACAGACACAACACCUGUUAGGCUUCAUUGCUUACUUUGAAAAUGAUGUGUGUCCAGCAACAGCUAUGAAGAAGAUGAUGGCUGUGGGGGUGGAAAUCAAAAUGAAAAUCAGCAUGGAUGAAGCAGUUGUUGAAGAUUUCAGCCUAUGAGGAUUUUCGUGCAACACACAAGCAGAAUAGCCAUUCUGCCAGCCGGACUUUUUGUUCUUAGCAUAGCACAGCAGCUCCAUCCAUCAAGUUGACAUGCAAGUCAAAAAUGUUGCACGACCGCUGGUGCACACUUAACAUUGCAACACAAACAGGUGCACAGAUAAUGAAUUGGGAAAUGAGCUUUUAUUAAGAUGCAUGUUGAAGAUUACAGGUACAACUGUGCCCAUCACUUGCACAACAAUGGAACUCUCCUUCUUCUUGCCCUGUCAUUAUAUUGGAUCACUCAGUAUCUGGAUUUGAGAAAAUACCUUCCUCACAUGAAUGGUGAUGAUCGGGAGCAGAAUUCAAUUAUUGUGCUUCUCUCUUUAAUUCACCUUAUCAGGUACUUACGUUUUACACUCUGCACACAUGCUUUAGUGACAAGUAAGCAAGAAGUCGUGAGCAGUGAAAACCUCUUGGCUGUAAAACCAGUGAGCUUUCAGGAUGGAGGUGCCUAAAAGUGGAAUGAUCUAAUUUGCAAUCUUUUAUUGGUGUUGUGAUCAAAGGAAGAGUGGCAUACUUCCUGCUAUUCACACAUGCAGUUUAUUUCUUUCGUAAUGUGUCAUCUACUUCCCAUUGUGUAACUAUAAUUUGCGAUAAAUGUUCUGCUUUUGCAUUACCUAUAUAGUUGCAUUGCCUCUGGAGUUCACUGAAAAAAAUGUAUGUGUCCAUGUUGUUGUAACCUGUGACUGUUGAAAUAAGAUGUGCUACGUGUCUACAGGAACUCAUCUCCGAGGACUGGAAACCACAGCUACAUAUGAUCCUGCUACCCAGGAAUUUAUCCUAAAUAGUCCAACUGUGACUUCUAUUAAAUGGUGGCCAGGUGGAUGUAAGUGAAUUAUUUCAACUUUGAAGCUAAAGAAGGAAUUUUCUCCUCAUGCAGUCAAAUAUUUUAUAAGAGGGUGAAGUCAGUUAACGUUUUAAAAAUACAACUCUGUGUACACACACACACACACACACACACACACACACACAGAAACGUUUUUGAUUUUGUUUUAGGGCCAGAUUGUGAAACCAACAUUUUAAAAUUCACAACCACACAUGAAUAAAUGUUUUUGUUAUAGCACUACUGCUUUUCUCAUGUUAGAGGAAGUGAUGUUACGUUGGAAAGGCUUGGUCAGUUUUAAUUUAUGAUUUUGGGAAACUCAUUUUUGGUUAUUGGGGCAGAACUUGAUUACCUUUAUAUUUUUAAAAGUCUUGUGAGUGCAUUAAACAAAGCCACUAUUUAGCAACCUAAAUUGGGUGCUUCUGGAACUGUAUAGUGAAGCUACCAAUUGUUUACAUUUGUUUUCCUUCCCUCCCUGCAGUGGGUAAAACAUCAAACCAUGCCAUCGUUUUGGCUCAGCUUUACACCCAAGGCAAAUGCCAUGGCUUACAUGCUUUCAUUGUGCCGAUACGUCAGUUGGGGACUCAUGAGCCAUUGCCAGGUAUGGGCAUCCUAUUUUGGAGAAUGGGAUAAUGCCUUAUUAGUCACUUUCUAGCUAUGUAGUAUGCUGUAACUCAGGGGUUGCUAAUUCAUGACCUGUGGGCCAUAUGCAAAGGGGUUUCUUUCUUUUUUUAGAGGUGGAGACGCAUAAUAUUGCCAUUAAAAGUAUAUUAUAAAAAUUAUUGUUCCUAUGGGUCCUGUUACCUUAAUACAAAAAUGUUUUUUGUAUCCCCAAGAUCUCCAGAAUUUCUCCUUUUACUUUUAUUUUAUUUUUUUUUAAAUUAAGUUAAUGAAUGAUAAAGGGUGUAAAAAUAAUGUGGAAAAGGUGGUGAGGAAAGUCUUUUUGAAGACACACUUCAGCUCUUUGACACUUGUAGCUGUUUAAUAUUGUGGCAGAAGGUAUUUCUAUUAAUGCCUCAUUUUGGCUUUUCAUUAAAACUCUGCCUCUUUUUCUUAUCCUUCCAUUAUAACAUGUUUGUUAGGUAUUACUGUUGGUGAUAUUGGACCAAAAUUUGGUUAUGAUGAAAUGGAUAACGGUUACUUAAAAAUGGACAACUUUCGCAUUCCUCGGGAAAACAUGCUUAUGAAACAUGCCAAGGUAAAUCAUUAUGUUCUCUUUGCUUUUUUUGUAUUGAUUUGUGGAAUUACCAGUUAUUUUAGCCAACUCUAAAGAGACUAUUCCAUGUGGCGUACUAAGGUUACUUUGGCUAGAUGUUAGAAGGAUAUGUUUUCAAGAGGUAGCUGACUACUUUGUACUCAAAAGCAACCAUCUGUAAAUUGGUCUUCAAGGAAAAACAAUCAAGUCUCCAUUUAAGAUUAGCCCUAUUAUCUCUUGCUAGAGAGUUUGGAGUUCUCUACUAAUCCAUUUGCCAUUCUUGGUUAGCUCAUAAUAAUAAUAAUAAUAAUAAUAAUAAUAAUAAUAAUAAUAAUGUAUUAUUUAUACCCCGCCCAUCUGGCUGGGCUUCCCCAGCCACUCUGGGCGGCUUCCAAAAAAAAUAUUAAAAUCAAACAUUAAAAACUUCCCUAAACAGGGCUGCCUUCAGAUGUUUUCUGAAAGUCUGGUAGUUGUUAUUCUCUUUGACAUCUGGUGGGAGGGCGUUCCACAGGGAAGGCGCCACUACCGAGAAGACCCUCUGCCUGGUUCCCUGUAACUUGGCUUCUCGCAGUGAGGGAACCACCAGAAGGCCCUCGGUGCUGGACCUCAGUGUCCGGGUAGAACGAUGGGGGUGGAGAUGCUCCCUAGAAGCUUUCCCAGGAGUGUGUCAAAGUUCAGUACACUGUGAUUAUGUAAGACAACUGAGCUCAUAAACAAUUUGGUAUUGGUAACAUUCCUGAUCUUAUACUCCCUGUGAAAUGAAUUCAGUAUCUGGAUGGGCAGGGUAGUUAGAGUCUUAAUUUUCUGCUCCAACCUACUUCUCCAUUCGUAGCUGGCCUCUGUUUUGCAUAAUAGGUAUAUGAUAAAUAAUGUUAACAGCUAAUCUAAAUUUCGUUGCUUGGAUCAUAUUACCUUUUUGGCCACCAGGCUGACAAUGUCACUGGAUAAGCAGCAUGUGCUCAGGCAGGAAGCAAUUAAAAGUGCUGAACAUGGGGAUCUUUUUAUACAAAUGCACAAACUAUGUUUUAAAUAAAGUCGAUAAACAAAGCCAAGUAUAGAAUGACAGAGUCUUUGAAGUAGGUCUAAUGACUGAAUACCUGUCUGGACAUAUAUUUUGAGUGCCCCUGUGACAAAGCACUUGUGAAACUCUUAAAAAGCUAUACAGUGGUACCUCGGGUUAAGUACUUAAUUCGUUCCGGAGGUCCGUUCUUAACCUGAAACUGUUCUUAACCGGAAGCACCACUUUAGCUAAUGGGGCCUCCUGCUGCUGCUGCGCCGCCGGAGCACGAUUUCUGUUCUCAUCCUGAAGCAAAGUUCUUAACCCAAGGUACUAUUUCUGGGUUAGCAGAGUCUGUAACCUGAAGCGUAUGUAACCUGAGGUACCACUGUAUGUGUAUGAACAAGCAUUUCAGAUUUGUGAACUCUGUCCUUCUAGGUUGAACCAGAUGGCACUUACGUGAAACCUCUUAAUGCCAAGUUGACAUAUGGAACCAUGGUAUUCAUCCGAUCAAUUAUCGUUGGGGAUGCUGCUCGCUCUUUAGCCAGAGCUUGCACAAUUGCCAUUCGCUACAGCGCAGUGAGGCACCAGUCUGAACUGAAGCCAGGGUAAGAAGCACGGCUGCUGGAUGAGAGCUCCUGACUCCUGUGGUGAAAUUCUUGAUUAGUGUCCCCAGCACUGUGGGCAGCCUAAAACCCUUAGCAUCCCCUGAGCUUUUACCUUUUCUCACCUGGUAAACAUCAUGUGACACCUAGUCUCUAGCCCUGCUUCCACGCAUAUAGUUUUCCCAAUCCGUAUGUCCUUUCUGCUGAUCUGAUUUUCAGUCACAUCUGUCAACUCUUCAUGAAGAUUUAGUAUAUUUAACCUUCUGCCUUUUAACCACUUUAUUAAAAUUUAAAUAAAUGUGCAUGUAACUCUUUGUUUGCUUUCUGCUGCAGUGAGCCAGAACCUCAGAUCUUGGAUUAUCAGACGCAGCAGUACAAACUCUUCCCUCUUCUGGCAACGGCAUAUGCCUUCCACUUCGUGGGCGCCUACAUGAAAGAUACCUAUCGGCGUAUCACUGGGAACAUCAAUGACGGAGACCUGAGUGAGCUGCCAGAGGUAGUACUCUUGGUCUUAUAAAGCGGGAAGCUGGGCAGUGGAGCCUCUUCUUUCAGUAAAGAUCAGGUUGAAGGUGGCUCCUGGGAGGGAAGGGGCGGGGGUCAAAGGAAGGAGAGUGAGAGAAACAUUACCAAGUGAAUUCACAAAAAUAAAUGGCAUUGCUUCAGUUCCAAGUAUUGUCGCCUAGAUACAAAUAGAAAAUGGGAAAAUAAAACCUAUACAUAUAUAAAUAUUCAGAUUGAGUUUCCUCGUCUAAGAGGAGGAUAUUGUACCUGGAGUUUGCGGGAAGGGGGCCACAAGAUAAAUGUAAUUCUGCUGCUUCUCUCCCCUAUUGUUCUCCAAAAUGGUUGUAGAAUAUGUGCUGCAGCAAAUCUUGCAUUUGUAUAUUGUAUAUUUGUAAAUUUGUAUAUGGGUCACAAGUACUUUUCAACAACAGUGGUAAUAGUUACUGGGCCUGGGGAUCCCAGGGGAAAAGGAAAUCUAGCUAAUAUCAUCCUAGGCAUUUGAAACAUGUGGGCUCCCCCCAGGUCAGUUUUAAGGCUUUAUCUUCCUACCUUCCCACCACUGAAGUCUGGGUGGGGGUGUUAAUGUUGCAGUAAAUGACAAACCUUGCAGAUAACUUGGUUCUUAACUUCUACUUCUUCCCCAGCUGCAUGCAUUAUCUGCAGGGCUAAAGGCUUUCAGUUCCUGGAUUGCCAAUGCAGGCAUUGAGGAAUGUCGAAUGGCGUGUGGUGGGCAUGGCUACUCCCGCUGUAGUGGCCUACCUGACAUUUAUGUCAAUUUCACCCCCUCCUGCACAUAUGAAGGAGAGAACACAGUCAUGAUGCUGCAGACGGCACGGUGAGUGAUGCAGCUUUUCGCUUGUAGCUUGACUUGUUGCAUGUCUUUAGUCAUCUCUUUAAGAGGGACUCGGCAUAGCUCUAAGGAAAUCGCCCUUUCAGUGCAAACAUUUCUGGUUUCCUGAAGGAAUGAUUACCCCUCUCCUCCCCUUGUGCCAGGAAGAUACAGAAAAUACAAGAGUCAUGUCAGUCCAAGAACAAAACUCUAGAAUGUGCAGCUUCCAACCUUAUCAAUGUUUUAUUAGCAAGAGGGGGGCAAAUUACACUGAUUAUUAUCAUGUUGCCUUCCUUCCUGUUUGUACUCUGCAUGUGGCUUUCUCCCAGUCUUCACAUGACUACCGAGUGAAAUCAGUUUGUAAGUUGUUUUAAGCUGCAAUCAGCCGAGUAAUGUAGUGUGCAUUUGUUUGUUUUAUUUUGGCAUCCAGGUUCCUUGUCAAAAGCUAUACCCAAGUUAGUUCUGGACAGCUAGUGAGUGGCAUGAUGUCCUACCUGAAUGACCUACCAGGGCUACGCAUUCAGCCCCAGCAGGUGGCUGCUAGACCCACAGCAGUGCAUCUCAACAAUCCGUCUAGUUUGGUGGAGGCAUAUAAACUGAGAGCUUCUAGGUAAGUUUAUAUAAAAAGUGCAUAAAGUGGAUCAUAAAGUGGAUCAUAGUAACACUGUUGAUUUCUUGAAAUCGAAGAAUGACAUAAUGUGCAGCCAACUUGCAACAUUGCUUUUACUAGUUCGCAGAAUGGCAAACGUAAUUUGCAGCCCGUGACUUGUAGAAUAAACAAAUAUGCUGGUCUUGACGGUGUUCCACAUAAGUGCAAAAGUUAAAAUUGUGCUGCACAGUGUAGCAAAAUGACCUGUGCAACAGGAUAGAAAUUCCUAUGUGGACAGAGAUGAGCGGAAAUGAGCAUGGCCACUAAGUGAAUGGGGAAGUACAUGAGCACAGCACAGCACAUCACAUCACCGUCACUUCAGAGAGCUUAUUUUCAUUCUGCUUUAAACCACCUGAGAGCAGUAUUGGAUGGUGAAUGGGUGCUCCAAUAUUUUUAUUUAUUUUUUUGGAAUAUUUUAUAAUAUUAUAAGAACAACAUAUAAUCAAAUACAGUUUUCCCCUAACACCCCCCCCCAAACAGUCCCAACGACGUCCAUGUAAUUACAUUAGUAAUAUAAUCAAAUAAAAAAUAUUUCUACAGUUGCUGGUUUAAAAAAUAUAAUUCCACAUGCUGCCAUGUGUCUUAGGUGGUUUAAAUGCAUGUUCUUUCUUUGAUGCAUAUGUAAUAAAGGAGGACCACGUUAUGUAAAAGUUAUGUAGUUUCUCACGUUGUUUUCUUUCAUGUACCCUUUCUGUUAACUUUUCCAUCAAAAUUAAUUCCCAGAUAUAAGCAUACCAAACUUCAUAUAGGUUCACGUUUAAUGUCCUCCAGUGUCUCGCAACAGCAAGACGUGAUGCAGUUGUAAGAUGCACAAUUAAGUCUUUGUCUCUCCAAUAUUUUAAAGUCUACCCCAAAUUCAUGUUUGAUAUCUUCUAGGUAGAUUUGGGCAAGUACUUGAAUGUAUAAUUUUGGGGGCUUGUGGUCAUGACAUUUGUUGUUGCUUGUACCAGCUCCUAGGUUCUCUUAGUGUUCCAUUUAAUGGGCUUGAGAGUUCACUCUGCCAACUGUUGGUUUGGUGCUACUUUGAAUAAGCUGUGUUCGUGUCCUUCCUUGGUACAGGCUGGUUGAAUUUGCUGCAAAGAAUUUACAAGCUGAACUGAACCGUAGAAAGAACAAGGAGGAUGCUUGGAACCGGACUUCCGUUGAUCUAGUGCGAGCAUCUGAGGUUAGUUGAACCACUCAAAUACUACUUUUGGAAGCCUUUUGACUGCCCCACAGAAACCUGGAUUCUCACUUGUCCAUUGAAUAUUCCAUUUUAGGCCCACUGUCACUAUGUGGUGGUCAAGCUGUUUACAGCAAAGCUUUCAGAAAUUGGUGACCCAGCUGUUCGUGCUGUCCUUAACAACUUGUGUCUGCUGUAUGCACUCUGUGGGAUCAAUAAGCACAGUGGAGACUUUUUGCAGGUCAGUGACUGAAUUCUAUCUUGAGCCAAAAUGCUCUGCUCUGUUGUUAAUUAAAAAGGGGGGGAGAACCACCUAAUUGAGGCAGCUAGAAUUAAACAGUUCUUGGUGCGGGGAGGGGGAGAACCUUUGGGGUGACGUUUUGGCAAUGGAGCUAAAGGCAAGAUGGGUGGUUAUGGAUAAAGCAGGCCAUACUUUUAAGAUAGAAUUUUCAUGUAUGUUUGCAAAGCAGAGGUGGUUUAGGGGAGCAUAUAAAUAGGUAUGACGACAGAUCUGGGAAAGAUCUCCGCUAUAGAGAACUGCUUCCAGAGUACACAGUACUGGGCUGGAUGAACCCAUAUAAGGCAGCUUCCCACAUUCAUAGCAGGGAACGCCAUACAAGUAUGAUAACCGUGACAGGAGGGAGGGAGAUGCUCAUUUCCAAACAUACUAUCAUCCUUUACUUAGUAUUUAGGUCCCGGUCAGCCUUUGGCUGGCUUGGGCUUCACAUUAGCUUAAUAUCCCCCAGUAUUAAUUGGGAGACACUUUUUUGUGCCAGGAGUCUGUGUGUAUAUAACAUAUUACACUUAUAUAAAAUCAGUCUGUAAAAUUUUUUAGCCUACACUUCUUUUUUACUAGCAUGAAAAGAAGCUAAUAACCUGUUUCCAUGGCGGCUGCAGAGGAGGUUAGCAUGCCUGCCAACCUGAUUCUUGACAGCUUUAUAUUCACCUGUGUAAUCUUGCCCUUCAUGGGCGAUUCAGACUGUAGCUGCAAACCACAAAGUGCUUGGAUCUGUAACUGUGGAUUCCUUUUUGCCUCAGGGAGGCAUUUUGACAGAUGCACAGAUAAUUCAGGUGAACCAGCGCGUGAAGGAGCUCUUGGCAUUAAUCCGUCCCAAUGCAGUCGCUCUAGUGGAUUCGUUUGACUUCCAUGACAACGUUCUUGGAUCUGUGCUUGGCCGAUACGAUGGUAACGUCUAUGAAAACAUGUUUGAGUGGUCAAAGAAAUCACCACUAAAUAAAACACAGGUCAGUAAGUAUUUUAUUCCCUUCCCUAGUAUAUCUACCAAUUGUGAGGCACAGUAAGAAAUGCAGAGUUAUCAAACAAUGGUUUGAAAAGAAAAUCCUGAGGUAAAAUUGUGACCUUUUUCUAUGGUUAAUGUAGUGAUGCAGGCCUCUUGGUGUUAGUAAAAAUAUUUUAAAGUUGCCCCAGGUUGGUUGCUUGAGUUGUGCACCCUGAAUUAAGGAAACUACAAGGUUCACAUCCUAACUAAACCACAAAACAUCAUGAUUGGGGUGGAUAGGCGAGCCCUCUUAUUUCUUCUCAUUUUUCUGCUGCUACCAAACAUCCAAACUCUGACUUAAAAAGGAUCCUAGGCCUUGUUUCACUGUCAUGUGUAGUAGUAAUUAAUAUGGUGCUAUUACCAUUACUGUAGUGAUAAGCUGUGCAUGUAUAUUCUGAAGUACUCAAAAGCUUUGCAGCUCUGUGAGGGAGCUGCAUGGUUCUUGCAGCACAAGAGACGUUAACUUUAAACCAAACACUUAAUAACAACUUAUCUUGUUACUUCUACAGGUCCACGAAUCUUUUCACAAGCACCUGAAGCCAAUGCAAGCCAAGCUGUGAUGGCGUUUGCUGCUCUUAAUGCACUAUUCUCCAGUUCCUGGAAUUGAUGUCAUUUGCCCUAUGAGCACUUGAAUCACUUGGCAAAUCCAAACAGUCAUAGGGUAGUUACUAAUUGUAGCCUUUCUUCCCAAUUUUUAAUAAAUUUUGAAAGGAUUAGAGGGGGGAACACAGGAUUAUAAAAGUGCAAUUGUAAUUAUGCUCAGAAACUAACCUUUUUAAUGAUUCAAAAAAAGCUUUACAGAUUGGUGUGAAGUGUCAAUUUGUGAAGCAGUUUAAACUGCUGCAGAGGCCUGUAUCAUCUAUAGCAGAAUUUUCACUACUAAGUAGUUAUGGAGGUAGCUGCUGGGGAGCAACAGCUUCUCGUCUGGAAACUCCUUUAAAGCUCAAUAUAGUAUUGCACACCUUGUCAGCAUUUAUACCCAAUACAGGUGAGAAUUGUCAGAAUCCUCCACAUUUAUUCUACUUUAGUGAGGUCUCCAAAAGUCUUGUCAGGAACUGGGCUUUGAGGACCCGGUCAGGAAUAUUUUGUGUUCAUCAUAGCUUCCAUACUUUUGUGUACCAGUAAUAAACUCCUGUCAUCAUGGGUUCAAACUCUCAGCAAGAGUCGUCAUCAUCUUGUCUGUUUGUGUGACAGUGCUUUCCCUGACAGCAGCUAGGAGUUCAUCUUCCUCUUUCUCUAGAGCUGUAAAUCAUAACACAUCACCCAUACAACUGCCUCUAAGGCACAGAAGUGUGUUCUGUCUCCCGCAAUUACUAUUUGUUUGUAGUGCUGCCUUUCAUCUAGGACUGUGGUAACAAGGAAUGGAAAAAUGUCAAGGUUCCCUGCUCUUGAGUCUAGAAAGUAAUAAUGGGAAUACUUUUACCUUUGCAGUUCUUAAAAUUUUACACAGUUUCUGAUCUGUAAAGCUUUUAAUAUGCAGCUAGUUGAGAGAGGAAACCUCCUUCACCCCACUUGCCCCAUUUGACCUGAAAGGUGAGCAAGAUCACAGUCUCUGAAACACUUUAAGAGGGAAUGAUUUGUGCCCUCCAUUUUAAUGAAUCAUAGACUUGAUGGGAAUAUGGUCCAAACUUCAAUGAUGGACAGUAGUCUUGUCAGCCUACCUACACAAUCUGGAUCUCGGGGUACCGUAGAGAACAAGAGUACCCAGUAAGGUGCCUUUAGACUAAGUAACUCCAGGUUACUAUACUGUUAGCAGGCUAACAUUUUAGUAUUGUACAGAAAUACGAAAUCAGCGUGACUAAAAAUUGUGGCAAAAUGGUUGGAUUCUGCCUUGUUAAUAUUAUCCUGGCACAUCAAGAUUUAAAGAUCAUCAACUGAGGAACUUGUGAGUUGCCUUCAAUUAUGUUAAAUUGUGUAAGGGGUCAAAACUGGAAUUUCAGAGUUGAUUCUUGGACCAAUUUGAUGCCCCCCAUUCAAGAGCUGAACCUACUGCAAGGCUAUCCUCACACUACAACCUUCAAGCAGGAGAAGCACUGUAUAUUUGAACUGAAUACUGAUUGUAAAAUUUAUGUUAAUGUCUAGCUGCUGAAGCAUUCCAUCUAACAUACCUAAUUACUGUACUGUUAACAAUGUGCAUACUGUGUGCUUCCAAUACCUUGCUGAUUGAAAAAUGAUGCAGUUGGAGAACACCUUAUGUACCCUUAAUAAAUAAAUUCAUUUUAAAACAGUAAAAAUA